AAUAUACAGGAUACUUGUACACAACCUCAAGCAGCAAUGCGAGUUUCACAGUUCCCACUGCCAUGGGCCAUUCCCACCACUAUAUAUUGUUGGUGUCAACGCCAUGCAUAGUUGAUGCUGUACAGACGGCACGCUUUCUGGAUAUAAACUCCACGGCAACUCCCGUCGCCAAGCCAGCUUCGUUUACCGCUUUCCUAUUUUAUACCCAUUUACCAUGCCAGUUGUUGAUAUCAUUACCAAUUCACAGGAAGUUGAUGCCAAGUCGCUCUCGGUCAAGGCAUCGACCUACAUCGCGCAAAUGCUAGAUAUUCCUAUCGAUAUGGGUCUCACCACUAUCAGCAGAAAUCCUAGCAUGUGUUUUGGUGGAACUCAUGAGCCUACAACCUUUGUCAAUUUCGUCUACUGUCGUACAAGUAAAUCUCCAGAACAGAGCACGAUUGUUGGAAAGUUCACCGAGUUCAUAUGCAGCGAGCUGGGUGUCAAUUCCAAACGCGUUUUUAUGAACCUAGUACAGGUAGACCCUGAAGCGUUCGGUUGGGACGGCGAGACACUUGCUCUCUCCUUUCCUAGAAACUACGGUCUCUAUUUCCCACUCUAGGUACAGAGUAUGGAAAUUGGUAGAUGCUGUAGGAUAGAAGGCUGCCCACGUAUGGCCUCAUUUUGUUCGACUUCAUAGUGGCAACCCUCGUUAAUCGGCGCUGACUGCCUAUUUACGCCAGCGUCAUAGAAAUCUUCAUCUUACAUCCUUUCUUAUCACAGAAUAUGUUUGCAAUAAAUUCUGCGAAUAUGUUAAC
Molecule: messenger RNA, 794 nt
Organism: Linderina pennispora
Lineage: Eukaryota; Fungi; Kickxellomycota; Kickxellomycetes; Kickxellales; Kickxellaceae
Product: Tautomerase/MIF
Exons: 1
Coding region: 215-598 (127 amino acids)
Molecular function (GO): phenylpyruvate tautomerase activity
Source: RefSeq, a predicted model, not a curated record